Messenger RNA from Melanaphis sacchari, 1245 nucleotides. RefSeq lists its product as uncharacterized. The transcript has a single exon. The coding region runs from base 1 to 1245 and encodes 414 amino acids. The record is from RefSeq and is a predicted model, not a curated record. Gene Ontology annotation, molecular function: protein dimerization activity. NCBI's taxonomy places the organism in Eukaryota, Metazoa, Arthropoda, Insecta, Hemiptera, Aphididae.
AUGGCGGGAUGCUCAAACGGUGUCCAAUCAAAAUGCAAAGAAAUAAAUUCUAAAAUAUUCUAUGUUCAUUGUCAUGCACAUUGCUUAAACUUAGUAUUGGUAGAUUCUAUUGGCCGAAAGAAUCGAAUAGUUUUUGAUUUCUUUGGUACAAUACAAUUUUUGUACUCAUUUAUAGAAGGUAGUUGUAUUCGACACGCUACAUUAGAAAAAGUAGCCAAAGAAAUAAAUUUAACUCUUAAGACUCUAAAAUCUAUUUCUACAACACGAUGGGCGUGUCGAUUUGAAGCUGUCGCCGCAGUAAAAAAUAAUUAUUUGGCCAUUAUCUCUGCAAUCCAAAAGAUCUGUGACACAACUAAAAUUCCAGAUGUUAGAUCAAAGUCAAGAGGUUUACUAAUGCAAUUACAAACAUUUGAAUUCAUUUUUGCACUAAAUAUGCUACAUCCUCUUUUAUUACUCAUUGUCAAAGUUAAUUCAUGUCUCCAAGCUGAGGAUUUAGAUCUAUUAAAUUCUCUAAAUAUGAUCAAAUCACUAAAACUGAGCAUAUCUCAAUUAAGAUCAGAUGAUAACUUAUUUAAAAAAGUUUAUAAUGAAACAGUUGAGUGUUGUACAGAAACUGGAGUGAUUAUUCCUCAAGUAAAAAAAAGAAAAAUCUCUUCAAAAAUUGAUCAAUCAUCGGAAAAUCAAUAUUUUGCAUGUACAAAAGAAGAAGAGAUGAAAGUUACGAGUUUUAAUGUUGUUUUAGAUGACUUGUUAAAUGGUUUGAAUGAUCGUUUUAAUCAGGAAACAUUAAAACUUAUACUUACUGUAACGAAUAUAUUAAAACUUGAGCCAUCUCAAGAAGAUCUAUUGUAUUUGAAUAAUGUAUUUGGAAUCGAUAGUGAGCAAAUUCAAGUUGAAAUUAUGUUACUUAAAAAUAUACCAAAUAUUCCAUCUGGAACCAGUUCUAAAACACUUCAUCAAUGGAUUGAUUUUCUAAAUUCAAAUAAUAGAACUUAUAUUUUUGUUCACUUCUAUAAAGUAAUAGUACUUUUUGCCACUAUUCCGGUAACAACUUGCUCAUGCGAACGUGCAUUUUCUAAGCUGACGAUUGUAAAAACAAAACUCCGCAGCACCAUGACUCAAGAAAGACUUGACGCUUUAAUGUUUCUAUUCAUAGAACAACAGAUGACAACAAAAAUUAAUUAUGACGAAGUUAUCGAGGAAUUUAAAGUGAUGAUACCAACAAAACGACGUUUAGAAUUAUAA